CGCGGAAGUGAUUUUCUUUCACAAUAAGAGCACAUUAUUCAGUCUGGAAUUUUUCAACAAAAGAGAAUUCAUAGCAAUCAAAUAUAUUCGUCUAUUUAUUGGAUAACGGGUGCGAUUGAAUUCAAAUUAUAUAAGUUAUAUAUUUUUUUUGCGGGAAAGCAGGAUCGCUCUUUCAGUCAGGCUAUCUCACCUGAACUACUCACCGGACCUCGUCUGGAUGAGUCUUCUCGCUAGCUUUAUACUAGCUAGCUGCUUGAUUAGGACAUUUAUAGAAAUACUUCAAGAGCAAUUAUCAGUUUUUGCAAAUUUGGACUCAUCUGGAAAUUGGAGCUGAGUGGCGGUCGGUACACAAAGCAGCUGAAGAACCACUGACGCUGUUUUGUGGAGGAUGUCUUCAACGUUACUCUUCAACCAAGACAGUGUUAUACGCUUCAAAAAAAGGAAAGCCCGUUUCACUUUCAGUGAGGUCCACAUACUUUUAGAUGAAGUGAGGAAACAUCGCUCAGUCGUUGUGGGAAAAUUCAACCGUGGUGUGGCAACUGAUGUGAAGAAGCGCACAUGGGCUGAAAUUGCAGCCCGUGUCAAUGAGAUUGGCGAAUGUCAGCGUGAGGUCAUUGAGGUCGUGAAGAAAUGGUCGGACCUGAAGUGUGACACCAAACGGAAAGUUGCUGCCAUGCGGUCGGGCAAGGUGCCAAACCGGGGCGUCAACUCCCGUCUAGCUAAAGACCUUAAUCAAACAGAAAAAGUCGUGCUCCAGAUUUUGGAGAUGGAUCGGGAAGACCACAUCAACAAUGACUUAGGCCCCCUUUGUGAUGAUGACGAAGUUGAAGGAAUGGACGAGGACGACAUGGUCGGAAUGCAGAGUUCACCCAAUGGUGCUGAAGAGUUGGCUCGGCCUGCGCCAAUGUCCUACUCUUCAAGUGGAUUUGCACAAUCAGGGGACUCGUCGCAUACUGGCUUUGAUGUACAGUUUGAAAUACCUGCUUCCGAAGACUGGGAUGAUGACACUAAAGAAGACGUCCUGCCUUCAAGUCAGGCAUCUAAACUAAGAGGGGAUCACCUAGGAAACAAUGGCCUCCAUAAACAAGAACAACCUCAUACUUCCUCUGGCACUUCAACCAUGACAGCCUCACUUCCGAUCACUGGUCAGCCCAGCGCAAAUGUGAGGGACAGCAUGCUUCAAAAUGCCUCACUCAGCCUCCAGGAGCAGCAUGCCACCAACAUCCUGCUGGAAACGGUAUCUCGCUCCUUGGAGCUUCUGUCUGAGUCGGUGCAGCAGCUAGCAGAAACUCAGCAGGAAUUCGUGCGUGAGUCACUGCAGCUCCAACGAGAAACAGUGCAGGUUCUACGGGACUUUACGGGAAGCGCCAUCACUCUCAUGCAUGACAAACUAAAUGGACGACCUGCAUUAUAGCAUCAAGUUGCCAGAUUUAUCCUUGACUUUUUCUUUGGCUUUCAGCCACAAAAAAACUUCAAAUUCCUUUGGAUUUUACACUGGUCACUGUAUUUAUUACAGUAUUCAACUGAUAUUCCAUAAUGGGUAGAGACAAUGACUUGUAAGAAAGACUGUUUGAGGGGUUUCAUUGAACGGUUGUAAAUUUUAUUUUAUUUUUUUGCUACUGAGAGUGAUACUUCUGUUACAGCAUUGUUUCAAGCAUGUACCACUUUUUAAAAGCCUAUCCUUGUUUUAUUGCUGACAUUCAAGAGUGGUUAAUUGAAUUUUAAGUGUGUCAAAUUCUGCGCGGUCUGUCCAUAAGUGUUCCCUUGCGUCUGUAACCUUGAGUAGUUUUCAGCACCUGACCAUUAUAUGGUCCAUAUAUCUUAAAGCUACAUUUUACUCAUUGUUUUUACAUCCUUUACUGCAUUAUCUAUUAGAAUAUCUGUAAAAUAAACUAUCUGUAACCAUCCA
Molecule: messenger RNA, 1909 nt
Organism: Hippocampus zosterae (dwarf seahorse)
Lineage: Eukaryota; Metazoa; Chordata; Actinopteri; Syngnathiformes; Syngnathidae
Exons: 5
Coding region: 389-1414 (341 amino acids)
Cellular component (GO): nucleus
Source: RefSeq, a predicted model, not a curated record